AUGCCCCAAGUAGUGAGUUGUGGUGAGAUGGAACCAAGCAUGUGGUCCAAGCUUCCUUCAGAUCUCAUGCGGUUGGUUUUAGAACUUCUUGGUUUUGCAGAUUUUCAAAGGGCUAAAUCUGUUUGUUCAUCUUGGCGCUAUGCAUCCAAACAAUCUUCACCAAACAAUCAAAACCCUUGGUUGAUUCUAUUUCCAGAAAAAGGUAAAGAUCACUGCCUCUUGUUUAAUCCCGAGGAAAAAGAAGUCAAGUUAUAUAGAAUUCAAAAUCUAGGUGUCGACUUUGCAAAUAGUAAUUGUUUGGCUACUUAUGGAAGUUGGCUCUUGAUGCAAGACGAUCAUCAAUACAAUAUAUUAUACAUUUUGAAUAUUUUAACCUGUGAGAAGAUCGAUCUGCCUUCCAUGAAGUCUCAACUUAGCAUUGUAGAGACUAUAGAUGAUAUGUUUCUUGUAAAAUUGGAUAACAACAGAGAUGUUCUAUUCUGGUUUGACGAGAAGACCAAAGAUUAUGUGGUUAUAUGGAUAAUCCAACCAAGAUUUUUGGUUUAUUCCAGAAAAGGUGAUAAAUUUUGGAAACAAAUUGAGAUUUUCGACUUUUAUGAUGACAUGGUAUACAAAGAUCAUAAACUUUACUUGUAUAGUUGGUCUCGUGAUGUCAAAGUGUUGGAUUUUUCUCAAGAUAUUCCGCGACAAGUCUUUGAGUCACAAGUUAACUACGAUUAUUCGAGAAAGCCAGAGGAUGUUUUCUACUAUGAUGCUCCUCUUCAUUUAUGGAAGAAGAUCAAAACUGAAAAUCUUGUAGUCAGAGUGACUGGUGAAGUUCUGAGGGUUAAGAGCAUAGUUUUGGGCAAUUCUGAUGUUUGGUCCUUCCGCAUCUACAAGAUGGAUUCAUCAAAUAGCAAGUGGGAGAAACUUGAUUAUUUGGGAGAGGAAGAAGCAAUAAUCUUGGAUCUUGGUAUCACCGUUAGGCUUGCCAACACCAUCCAAGGAGUCAAUGGAAAUUCAAUAUAUUUCAGCGGCAAUCAUAAUAACUAUUGUGAUUCUGAUUUGGGUCGUUUUUGGAAUGAGAAAGAUAUACUUAUCUUCAAUCUUGGCACGCAAGAAAUUGAAAGAUCACAUCCAAGUCUCUUUUCGUCCAUUCAAUUAUCUAAUGCUCGAUGGUUUGUCCCAAAUUUCAUACAAAUGUGA
Raphanus sativus (radish) is the source of this 1185-nucleotide messenger RNA. Its product is annotated as probable F-box protein At4g22060. Bases 1 to 1185 code for a protein of 394 amino acids. The transcript has a single exon. Gene Ontology annotation, molecular function: protein binding. NCBI's taxonomy places the organism in Eukaryota, Viridiplantae, Streptophyta, Magnoliopsida, Brassicales, Brassicaceae. The record is from RefSeq and is a predicted model, not a curated record.